Molecule: messenger RNA, 2394 nt
Organism: Sycon ciliatum
Lineage: Eukaryota; Metazoa; Porifera; Calcarea; Leucosolenida; Sycettidae
Product: transcription factor SOX-4-like
Biological process (GO): regulation of transcription by RNA polymerase II
Molecular function (GO): DNA binding, bending; transcription cis-regulatory region binding
Source: RefSeq, a predicted model, not a curated record
UAUUCUUAUGGAGAAGCUGGAUCAAUAUGAAGAUGGUUAUAGAGAAGCGGCUAAGUCCAUACAGGAGAGUGCAAUCACAAGCAUCACAUCAAUUGCUGGCAGCCACACCGGGGCAACCGCGGACGCUGAGAAUGUUAUUGGUUUCCCGUCCGUGCGUGGCGGUCCAGGUCGACAGUCAGUUGGUGAAAGUGGAGCGCCGGCGUCGCCAAGCGCGAUGAAUGGGCCGGGUCGAAAGGGCGGAAAGGGUUCACUGGAUGAGCUCCGCACGCCUAUGCAUGGUAUGGGCACAACACCCGGCGGUGGUGGUGGUGGCGGCGGUAAGAAGGGAUCUAAGCACUCACCGGGGUCCGGUGCUGCCGGCUCGCCCCAGGUCACGUCCUCGGGCAAAUCAGGAGCGGGUGGUAGCCAGAGCAAGCCCAAGCCAGACCCCAACGCUCCCAAGAAGCCAAGCAACGCCUUCUUCAUGUACAGUCAGAUUCAGCGCACUGCUAUUCAAGAAGAGUACCACGCCAGUGCAGUGACUGGCCACCAUGAGCUCACCAAGUUGAUUGCAAAGAAAUGGAACGAACUGCCCACUGAUGAGAAGAAGGUGUACUACGACAUGUACGAGAAGGACAAGGAGCGAUAUGCCACUGAGCUGCGCUCCUAUCAGCUGACAGGCUCCGUACCUUCCAGUAGCAGCACCACACCUCACGAGGGCAACACUACUGGGAAAGGAGCAGCCUCGUCCAGCAGCAAGUCCGCCAAGAAGUCUUUGUCGUCAGCCCUCGCCAGCGGCACCCCUCUCAAAAUGUCCAUGACCUCGUCGUCCGGCGACGGGGGAAGUCCCCUGCUGAGCAGCAUUGCGUCAUCGGUCGCGUCGUCAAUUACCUCACCGCCGCCGCUGGCCCCGUCCAUCCGGGAACCGCCGCUGGAGCUGGGAUCGUCUUCACCACCGCCGGCCAUGCCGCUCUUUGACGACGACAACAUUGGUGUGGGUCUGGGCAGCACGGCGGCCGCGCUAGUCGACUCUAGCUCUCCGCUCAUGGAGUACACGCCACCGGAUGUCCUGGUCAGCGCCGGUGCACCGUCGGAGAUGAGCUUUGACGAGCCUACAUGCACGCCACCGCCACCACUGCCACUGCCGCGUCACAUCAAACUGCACAAGGGCAUGGGUGUUGUUGCCGGCGGCGGCGACGAUGACGACCACCACGACGUAGAUCCCACCAGUGACGCGGAGGCGAGCGACGUCGGCCUGGCUGGAUCGCUGGAUGACACGCUGGGUGCCGCGCCACGCCAUCACCACCCGGUGUCCGCAGGCAGUGGCGGACUGUCUCUGGUGGAUGACGACGACGACGAUGACCUUCGCGGCGUGUACACGCUGGACGACGGCGGCAGCUCGGCCGGACUGGACCCGCAGGAGGCGGCGUCCAUUGCACGCUCCUUUGAGGACGACAGCGAGGAGGAUCCUGGCGACCUGCAGCUCGGCUUUCACCCGACCAUGAUGGACAACUAGACCAGCCGGCUACACUUCUCGUGACCAUGGGAAGCUGUAUUUGCGUGCUCUCCUCCUUUUAGUCUUGGUGAUUUUUGUAAGUAACCGACCAGCGGCGUAAUCACGGUGACCACUAUGUGACAUGGCCGUUCCUUGCCUAGGCCAGUCAUGGUGUGUCGCCCCCUGUUCUCUGCGGCCAGUCAUGGUGUGUCAUCCCCUGUUCUUUGCUACCUACCAUGGUCGCUGCGGCCAGUCCGCAUGUAGUGUGUGGACUCGUUGCUGUGCCGUGUGCCUUUGCAGCUGUUUCUUUUGUGCAGAGUUGCCUAGCAGCUUGGUGUUGAGUCGGGGUCGUUCGCGUCACCCGUGCGGCGUGGCCGCUGCCUUGAAUUCGUGACAGCUGCAGCUGUUGCAGCCAGCCAGGCACCUCAUCUGGAUUUCUAGUCCAGCUUUAUCCCUGCGGUGCUGCCAGCGUGCUGUUUCUACUAGUAGCCUUUGCAGUGUUGAUCCUGCAACUCUGUAAUGUUGACCACUCACGGACAGUGAACAGUCAUAUCUGCGAGCGCACUCUACAGGCUGCAUGCCGGGGCUAUUUUGUUUUCGAGUCUUUCCCGGACGCUGCCGAGCAGACAAGCGGGCGCCUGCGUGUGUCAUCUAGCGUCGGCAUGGGUUGAUAUCUUCAGGUGCGUGCCCCGUAUGGGUUCCUGGGUGCCCGGAACCCCCCUUUUUUUUUCGCUCAAAAUGCAGGAUAUUGCUUCAUUUUUUGAAAAAUUUCCCGGGGGGCAGCCCCCCGGAACCCCCCUUGAAGGGCACCGCCGCACGCGCCUGGACUCUUAUACACGCCGUACGUAUUCAACGGUGUAUUCACAAUGCUAGGUUUGCUUUUUAGGCUUUUAUCACGUUGGCUAUAGCUCCAUGCACUA